AUAUAAUUCACAAAUCCAUUAUCGUAAAAAUGCGCAGCUUGUGCAUGGCCUAAGCGUUCGACAGACGAUGAUAUAGCCGGGGCUUUUCUGUCUCCUCGAGCAGGGAGCGCUGCCAAUCAAUGCCGAAUGAUUUACCCCGAAUCUCGUUGGUUCCGUUGUCAUCACUGUUUGAUGGCAAUCUGUACAAGAGAAAUCCUCGAAGAUGAAACUAGAAAAUAUUAGGUAUAAGAUUCCCAGAAGAUAGAAACGAGACAGAGGUGUCCAGUUGUAUUUCCUUUUGUCGCGGAAAACGAUAAGUGAAACAAACGUGUCACGUUGCGAUUACAUUAAUAGUGCAAACUAACACUGCAGCGAAGAUAGCAUAAAUGAUAACAGGCAGCUGUUGUCCUAUUGUAGACUCGCGAUUUCAGUAUAGUAACAAGAGAACAUAGAUUCCUGGUUUGCGCAUCGACACAGUUGGAGCGACAGUCUACGCACGUGUCGUAUUUAAACAGCUGUCACGCGGUCGAUUUCUGUUUUUUUUUUUUUUUUUUGUUGGUUUUUCCCGAUAAAGUAAGCGUAGCCACAGUUUCCAUAUCUAAUCGUAUUAUUGACGAAUGGUGCAAAUGUUCGACCAGUUCUGUUUUGAACUUUUGUGAGCGAUAUAUCCUGCAAACUCUGGUGACAAUCGAGAUUUAACUUUGGACAAGUUCGCCGAGCAUGAAAAGUGCAACGUGUGACGAAUGGGAACUCGUGUCAUUAAGAUUCAAUCAAAUUUGGGGGAACGGUUAUAUGGAAAGAGGAUGAAUGUUGUUACCUGUGUGAACACGUAGUUUGAUUAUUAAAUUUUAAGAAGAUGACGUGAAGUAGAAUUUUUGGACAGCAGUACAUGCUGAGAUAAUACUUCGAAUUUUUAAUUGUGUACAUAGGAGAGAAUUGCUACAUGUUCUAGAUUAGUAGAGUUGCAAACUACGUCUUUCAGAAUAUUAAACUUACGAAGCAAAAUUCACGUGGCAAUCAAAAGGUACCGGCUCCUCUCAUUUCCACGAUUGGUGCCCAGUUACCAGUUUCUGAUUUCGAAUAUCGAGUUUUAUAUGUGAACGAGAAUUACUGGAUUUGUCGAGUUAACCCAGAAGCAGAAGUCAUUUGAAUAUUACGCUUAAAGGGGAACAAUCUUUCAGCAACUUGGAUAGCUAGUUAAAGCAGAUGUUCAGCGAGUGAAAAGUUCGGAGUGGAAUUAUAAUUCAGUGCUAUUGUUGCCUCUUUUACACUUUCCACGAAAAGGAUACGUUUAAAUAUUCUUAAAUAAUAAUUGUCUCACUUCGAACUUCAAGUUUUAUCUUUGAUUUCUUUAGGAUCUUUCUUAUAAUCUUAAAAUGUUACAUUUAUUCGUAUAUCUAAAGAUCUUGUUACUAUAUCGCAGCCGAUUAGCUCGCUACCACUCGCGACAAAGGAUUGCUUGUCGCGAAUAAUACCAAUUACCAGGUCUCACCAUGAGGAUGGAAUCAGAGUUUUUUUGAUCUCCCCCUACAUAGAUUAUACAAUCAACGAGUUUAAUACUAAAGCAAGAACAAGCCUAGAAACUUUCUCUUUCCGACAUCCCAAGCGUAAUUCCCCUUUUUACUUUGCUCCAAUUACUUCGAGUACUCCGUGUCUCCCAGGAACCGACGCCCCCGCCGUCUCGACGUCGAAUAUAUCCUCUCUGUAAUAAAAGUACAAGUGUUCCCGUGCAAGAGUGACGGUGUACGAUAUUACACGGAACGAGAGAGAUGAACGGGUUGCAUCCGAAAUAUAUCACGGUCGGUUUCUUGUCGGCAUUAUUAUUAUUAUACGAGCCUGGCCCAACGUCCUGACGCUGCACAGUUCGCGGGCGUUGCUUUGGUUUCGGCUGCUACGCGAUAUUCGAAAGCCCCACGACGCGCCGUCGCAUUCAUUCCCCCGAGAAAGGUUGUCUCGUCCAACACACAGGAACCUAUGCUGGAUCCACGGGAAAUUCUGGGAGUUUACACCGCGGAAACAGAGCUACAGUCACGACACCCGCGCCUCAUCACCCGCGAGCGGAGUCAGGGACUUCGACCUACCACGCUCCCGUGGAUACGAGCCAAUUUCGUUCCUCCGUCUUUGUAACAAGGUGGAAUGUUCAUCGCCUGCAGUCACGUACCCGCGACCUCGAUGCAUCGGAAUGAAUGCACGUUUUGCCACCGAAGGAUUCACUUAUCCGCCUACGAGCGACGCCAAAGGCACUCUUGCUUCGACAACGGGAGGAGCCUCGAGAUGGUAUGAAUUUGAAUCGACACGUUAAGCGCUGCAUUGUGUUGAAACAUUUUACAAUACUGUACGAAUACUGGACGAUUGCCACGAGAAUGGCGCAGAUCGCACAGGCGGCGCUAGUGUCGCGCUCCUUAUAACUUCCACAGCUAUUCAUUUGAAAAGACAGUAACAUUCACGCGUUUAUAGAUCAACUCGACGAGUUAUACUUUUUCCAAUGUGUAGUUCUCGAAUGAGUUCUACUUGAACUCUUGUUGCCACAAACCUUGGUUAUCCAAGCUCACUUUUAUUAAUCAUUCUCCGUUUCGCAACCAGUCAUCGAGGAUUACACGCAACUAAAGGCGUAUUCUCGUUGCAAUUCGUUCCAAGGUGACUUACAAAGACACUCGUUUCUAGUUACGGACUCAAUAUGGACGAUUGAUCGGUCACAGGCGCGGCGAUGUGUUUCCUCAUCGACGUUGUUAUACCUCUCGCGCGGGAAAACGUUACGGUUUAUCGCGACAUGCGCGACGAACAUGCACAGCGAAAUAAAUACUGUUUCAAUAGGAAUUCAUCUUCGGUUGCAUCAGCCAUUACUGCACGAGUCAGUAAGUAAGUAUCAGCGGAGGAACGUAUUGCUUUCGUGCGAAGAAUAUCGAUGACGUUCCCGUUUGCCAUCGAACUCUCUCAAUUCAUAUCAUCGAUCGUUCCCUUCUAUUUCACGGGACGACUAAUCGACAAAGUGUCGCGAGCUGGCGCACCGUUACCUGUCCCGUAAUUAAUUUACGCCUCGUGGUUAAUUUAGCUGCCGCGGCAUGAUAUUCCAACGUUUGUUCGAAAUUCGUGCUGGAAAACUUUGAAACCGUCGAACUAACGCAAAUUGGUCCAGGGAUUCUCAAUAGUGAGCCAUAAUGGCCACUUUAUAAGCUAUGGCUGUACUUCGUGGGGGACCACGAAGAUUCAUAGUGCAAGAGAAAUGUUUUAUUAUAAAUAUGUACGUGGAAAAAUAAUAUACAUGUCGAAUUGAGUAACCUACUCCUUUUCGAAAUCGGUCAAAUAAACUUUACACUUAUAAUAGAAAUCACUGUGGAAAGAUGCCACAAGUCAGAAAGGAUUGAGAGAAGCACUGCGCUGUAUGACAUCAGCGCUGAAAAAUCGGCUUCGAACAUUCCCGUAAUUGCGCAGUUGAUUGUUUCAAUUCAGCGAACCCAGAGGAGUAACUGCCCGCGACGUGAUUAACAUCGCGAAGGGUUAAUAAACAUCCAUACGAAACGACUAAUAAUAUCCAAACCACAUCAAAGUCGGUUGCAGACGCAUGCGAAAUGCCAGAAGGGAAAUUCGCUACGCUGGAUUCUAGCCGCAGGUGCACGCUUCCGAGCUUUGUGCAAGGUUCCCGCAUGCAGAGGUUACCGGCGCAACCAGAAAUUUCAAAUAGAGAAGAUUGGGGCGAAGAUGAAAAAGAUUAUGUCCAAUGUAUCUCAAAUUCAGCAAAUGUGAAGCUGAGAAUGUUUGGAUCUUCUGAUAAUUACUCGAAGCACAUACUUUUAGUGAGAAAUUCAUAUUUUAUCGAGGGAUGUACAAAGGGUAAUGGCGUGGCUUAUUUCCUAUCGAACUGAAUACGAUAAGCUUCAUGAUUUAUUAAUUUACGUUUUCUUCUUUUCUGUUGCAGGUAAACUAAAAGCAAUGUUACUGGCUGGUACUAUUCCUCGAACGUGUUCGUUUCGGAGAGACGUGUCGUAAGGUAAGAAGCUCUUCUAAUUACCAUUUUACAUUCUUCCUUGGGAAAUAUCCGAGAGUCAACGUUUUCUCCAUCGAGUAAGAAGCUCUCCGAAUUAAUAUUUUACCUUCUUCCUCGGUAAACGUUGCAAAGAGUCGAGCUUCCUUUCAAGAGUGACUGCUUAGGAUCCACCCGUACAGCGACUACAUGCAGGUACGUUUACACCAAUGCGCACAGAGUUCAUUCUUGCCGAAUAUCAUGGGUGUCACCGUUACCUGGGGAUUGCCGUUGCUACUUACAACGUGGAAUCUUCGAGUCAGCAAUCAAGAGCGACACAUUGAUGCACCACCGGCGAUCGAUCCGCGGAGGAAGUGACGAGGCACCGACGACGCGCCGCCACGGAAAUCUCGCUAGACAACAUUCCCUUGGCAAAGUGACGCUCAAGGCGGUCACGGAUUUCUCGCUCCUGUCUAAGUUAAGGAAAUCAUCGGGAUGGAGCUAAUAACAGCGAAACUGUUGCUGUACUCGACGCUGGUGGUGGUGGUGUGCUGGAGCCAGGAGGAUUGGACGGCCCAGUGCUCGCCGUCGUGCAAGUGCAGAUGGGUUUCAGGCAAGAGAAGCGCCGAAUGUGUCAACCAGAAUCUCACGCAGGUACCGGGCGGACUUUCCUCGCAGAUCCAAAACUUAGAUUUGAAGGGGAAUCGCAUCACGCACCUGAUGCACAAAGCGUUCGACCGGGUACACCUGGUGAACCUCCAUAAACUGGUGCUGCAGAAAUGCGAGAUCGAGUCGAUCCACACGGACGCGUUCCUCGGGCUGAAGCUCAUGAUCGAGCUCGAUCUUUCGGCGAACAACAUCAGAACGCUCUAUCCGGGCACGUUCGAUGAUACGACACGAUUGAGGGUGCUGUUGCUGAACGAGAACAAGCUGAAGGUGCUAGAGAACGGGCUGUUCCACGAUCUCGUCUUCUUGCAGAAGGUGUCGCUGUCCAAGAAUGAGCUAGAAAGGAUCGAGGAGAAGGCGUUUCGAAAUCUGUCAAAGUUACAGCAGGUGACCUUAGACGGGAACAAUCUGAGCACGUUGAAGAUGCUUACCUUCGACAAGCUGCCAAAUCUGGGCAGCCUCGAGCUGCACAAUAAUCCUUGGAACUGCAACUGCCGUCUCAAGAGAUUUCGCGAUUGGACCAUGACGCGCAAAUUGUAUACGAAGCCCACCACGUGCCAGCAGCCGAUCCACCUCGCUGGCAAGAUGUGGGACGAGAUCAACAGCGACGAGUUCGCCUGUAGACCCGAGAUAUUCACGAUCGGGCCGUCUGUGAAGAUCGAGGUCGGCAGGGGAAAUGUCACUCUCUGGUGCAGAGCGUCUGGUAUACCGCGGCCGCAGCUGUUCUGGAUCUACCGUUCGAGGGUCCUGGAGAACCAGACACGACGACACAACGGCGAAAAAGGUUACAUCCUGAAGUCGAGCCACGACUGGCUGAACCUCACGAUCCCGGACGUCGCGCCCUCUGACAAGGGUGAUUACGUCUGUCUGGCGAAAAGUCCUGGCGGAAAUACCGAGAAAAACGUGAGCCUGGCUAUCGCAGGCGACGCAAUAGGCGGCAGGGACAAUAUAAUCAGUCUGCCCCUCGCCCUGGGUUUGGGCGUGACUGCACUGGUGUUGCUGAUAGUCACUUUGUCCCUAUGCGUGUGUUACUGCAAACGUCGACGGGUCAGGCACGACGAGAAGAGCCUGGAGGCGGCGUCGAUGGAGCACCACGGGCUGGGGGAGCAGGAGAAGUCUCUGAUCACUACCAUAAAUCCCGUGGUGAAGCCCCCUAGACGCUACGAGGCGCCGUCCGUGACGUCGCACGGCACCGAGAUGACGGAGCUGAAUCGUACGUUGCUCGACAACGACUCGGUCUUUGCUGACGGUAUCGGUGGCGGUGUUGGCGGCGGAGUGAUCGGCGGCGUCGGCGACGACGAGAGGGAGGAACGAGCUACCCCAGAACUCGAGAGCGGUACCGGCACCUUGUGCCGCGGAGGAGGCGGCAGCUACCGUCAGUAUCCUCCUGAUCUACUGGCCUUCUCCGGCGGUCGUGGUGCAUCGCCGACUAGUCAGGCGUCCACAGCACCGGACAACACGCGUCUUCCGAGUCAGCACGCAACGCCAACCACGGCAGCGUACGGCUCACCCUCUAACCAAUUUCCAGCCGCAUUCAAGACCCUGCCCCACAACCGUAGCAUCACGCCGUACAGUGUCUCGAGCUCCACGAUCGCGCCAGUGAUGCCUCGUCAUGGAUACGUCACGAUACCACGAAGACCAAGAGCACCCAGCUGGAGCAGCGGACCGCCCACCUCGCCUACGGACGGAUUGGAGCCAGUCUACGACAAUCUGGGUCUGCGUACCACCGCGGAUGGCAGUUCGGUCCUUUCGCUGAACAAGAGUCCCGAACCGUUGUCCUCCAUCAGGAGUCGACCCCUGCCGGGAACGCCUAGUUCUCACUACGGCACGAUACAACGAAGUACCCCCAACAUUUUGACCAGCAGCCCUUUGGAUAGAGCUGCACCCGAGGGCGCCGCCGAGUGGCCCACCAAGCUCGCCGACGAGUCCACGGACAGCAAUCACGUCCUCGGCCAGCAGCAGCAAUCGGGCAGCAACACUCUCGGCAGAAAAGUGCCGCCCAGGCCGCCCCCCAAGCCCAAGAAGAAGUCCACGAACGGGCCAUUGUACGAGGACGAGGGCGAGGACGGCACGGAGGUAUGAUCAGCGCGCGUCGCUCGACGCACUUGAGGCCGCCAGAUCGUAGCUGUGUCGAAGAGAAGAGACGCAUGACCGCAGUCACAAUAAACCGGUAGUGCCUUUCAAGAAGAGACAACCCAACCGCGGGUCGAUGUAUGAUUCGAGCGCGUUUGUUCGCCCUGUCGAAAGUGCUGACGAACGAGGGGUGAGAAGAAGCUUCCACAAUGCGGACACGGAGUCCGCAUCCGGCGGUGCAAGUUGGCUCGAACCCGCUGACUCGCCGGGAGGAAAACUUUUCGGACGCCUUCGCCGGUCGUUCGUUCCUUUCGUUCCCGUUUCUUCUCCCUCUUUUCGUUCUUUCCCCCAUUUUUUUAUAAUUUAUUUCUUUGCGCGCUGUGCCGUGACUUGCUCGCGACAUCAAACUAUUCGAGUGACUUCUCCAUGCGCGAAGGUAUCGAACUCGAGGGGAUCUUCCGCGAGAAACUCGACGACCAGGUGAAACGUUGCGAGUAUACUUGUGCUGUUGUUGUUGUUUUUUUUUUUAUAGUUGAUAACUUGAAAUUUGACAACGGAUGUAGAGAUCGCACGAAGUACGCGAACUAGUAUUAAGGAUAGCGUCCCGACAAGGACGUCUUAUUUAUUGACGUGCUUGCGCAUGCCUAACGAAGAUCACGUCGAAGCCAACUGGACACUGUGGAAAGAAGCGAUGGCGUGAUCGGGUACCUCCUAAGCUUAUUUCCUACUUUUAGUUUUUAUUUGAACUUUUACACUCGACCCGCGCGUACAGCGGAACCUCGAUUAUUGCGCGGAAGCUCCGUUCGUUGCAAUGCUUUGGGGAAUGAAAAUUUGAGAGAGGUCAGAGGAAAAUUGGUAACAACCGUGAUCACCAUAAGUGGAGUCAUCGUCCUCUGAGAUGAGUGUCUUCUGUAUUAUCACAGUUCAUCUGUGCAGGCUGUUUAGAAGCAUCCUUCUCAGAGGUCAACGACAGCGGAAACAUACCUUGACUCUGAUUAUUGGUUGAAUCUAGAUCAUUGCAAGGAUUCUGAGUCCCAUUUUUCCGCAACAAUUUAGGUUCUACUUUAUCAAAUGGGAAUAAUUUUUAUCGCGACGCUUGAAGUUUAUCGGUCUUUUAUCCUCGCGUCCUUCUGAACAACGACGUUUUAUUUUCCUUUUUUACCGAUAGUUUUACCGUUAGGUCGUCUUUUUUGUUUAACGUAAUCGCGUAUCGCGCUGGUACAUCGCCGCGUCGAACAAGUUGUAACAAUCGUUGUAACGACAUUGUAAUUUGAAAAUAAUCGAUGAACCGUGGAAAAUGCAUGGUUUGUCGCGGUGAAAGCGAAUUGAACGGUGAUUACAAACUAUUGCUAGCGAAUGUACAAUGGCGAAAGAGGGUUAAGGGUCAUAGAAAUAUCAAUUAGCUGAGGAACAGAGGCACGUAGUGAGCAAGCUGAAUGAAUCGAAAGAUUGGCCUACAUUCGCUAGUGAAUCGAGUUUGAUAUAAUGCGAAUGUAAACAUUCACUAGGUCUAGUUUACAUUCACUGGCCAUCCGCUUUCACCGUGAUGGAGACGUUAGUGUAAUUAUUUCUAGUAAGUUUAAAGAGUACGCAUGUAAAGGAUAUCUCCCGAUUGUAUUCGUUCUUAAUGGUAACGAGUUUUGUGAGAAAGCUC
Molecule: messenger RNA, 8333 nt
Organism: Hylaeus anthracinus
Lineage: Eukaryota; Metazoa; Arthropoda; Insecta; Hymenoptera; Colletidae
Gene: kek5
Product: leucine-rich repeat-containing protein 24-like
Exons: 14
Coding region: 4436-6688 (750 amino acids)
Molecular function (GO): protein binding
Source: RefSeq, a predicted model, not a curated record